Molecule: messenger RNA, 1441 nt
Organism: Copidosoma floridanum
Lineage: Eukaryota; Metazoa; Arthropoda; Insecta; Hymenoptera; Encyrtidae
Product: protein artichoke-like
Source: RefSeq, a predicted model, not a curated record
UAAGAUAAGAAAAUUUAUAAAGAUAUAAAAGUAAUUUUUAUUAAAGUUUUAUGCAUAUUAAUUAGUGAACAUUGUGUAUUUCUACAUAACCGAUACAUUUCAUUGCUUAAGAAUCAGUUCACCGUUGAUAAUGAAUAAGGCAACUUCAUUAAUUAUUUUAGUGUUACUUGUUAGUCAAGGAAUCAAUGGCUGUUUUUACGAUCUAUUUAAUGGAAUAAGUAGCGAUAAUACCUUACAAUUUUCGGGUUCUUCACACUUAUCCGAAAGAUUUAUCAGUCAGAAUACAAAAUACGUAAUCUUGCGGAAUAAUGGAAUCAAAAGCAUCGCCAAUGGGGCAUUUUCUGGUUUGCCGCGAAUGAAGGUAUUGGAUUUAUCCAACAAUAAUCUUUUGCCAAAGGACUUUUUUGCUUUUGGACAUCACAAAAACGUAGAAGCAAUAAUUUUUGACGACAACUUCCACGAGAACGCAUCUUCUACGGACUUGGAAAUUAAAAUAUCUCACAACUAUCCAAAGCUUAAGUUUCUUUCUCUUCGCAACGUUGGAUUGAUAACCAUCUCAUCGGACUUUAGCACAUAUUUUGUUGGUCUAUCUCACUUGGACUUGUCCCGCAACAAUUUAAAUCACAAGGAUGUGUUUACUCACUUACCAGACACAGUACAGUCACUUUGCAUUGAAAAUAGCGGUUUCUCUAGUAUUAGCACUACAUCGUCCUAUUCCUUAACAAAUAUUCGUAACAUUUCUCUAAAUCAUAAUAAUAUUGGUGAUGUAGUACUUACUGGUGCUCAUGGAAAGUGCGAUUCAAGUGCCAAUCCAAUUGUUUGCUUACGCCUACCACACGUUACAACUUUCCUCGCAGCAAACUGUAGUCUAAGUAUAUUCGUAGUGAAGGAAAAACUACCUAUGAAAAAAUUAGAUUUAUCGAGCAAUCAGAUUUACUAUUUAAGUAACGAUAGCUUAGUUUAUUUAAAUGUACUGAAACACUUGAAUAUUGGAAAUAAUCCAUUAUCCGGUAUGUUAGGUAUGUCACUGUUGCCUCGUUUAGAGGUGUUAAUCAUGGAUAAUGUAAAUUCAACAAUGGCUGAGGUGUUUAUUUAUUCGAUUUUCAAUACACGUAUAAAAUAUCUUUCAAUUAGUGGUAAUUUACUUAAAGAGUUACCUAACCACAUGAUGAAAAACUUCAAAAAUGCAGUCGAGCUGAAUUUAUCAAAUAAUUUGCUCAAAUCAUUGGACUUGGAUCAAAAUGUGUCAAAUUUGUAUAGUCUUGUGCAUGUAAAUGUAAGCGACAAUAUUAUUGAGGACCUGGGAUUUGUUAAAUUGAGGCGUCACUAUCAUGUACAAUUAUUAGACAUCAGAAGAAAUCCAUUGACAAGUUUGAACAUAUCAUCGUUUAGUGGGGUACAGAGAAACACCAAUGUUUUAUUAUCUUCUACUUGUAGUUAA